Messenger RNA from Zerene cesonia (dogface butterfly), 355 nucleotides. It is a transcript of the gene Sbat, whose product is annotated as N-alpha-acetyltransferase 38, NatC auxiliary subunit. NCBI's taxonomy places the organism in Eukaryota, Metazoa, Arthropoda, Insecta, Lepidoptera, Pieridae. Gene Ontology annotation, cellular component: NatC complex. The record is from RefSeq and is a predicted model, not a curated record. The transcript has 3 exons. Gene Ontology annotation, molecular function: RNA binding. Bases 46 to 354 code for a protein of 102 amino acids.
UGUAAUUUAAUAAAUACUAUAUUAUAAUAAGAACAAGUAAUUAAAAUGAAAUCUGUCCAAGAACCUGAGGAUAUAAAAAUUGAAGAGCUAGAUGGGAAAGCAAAACUGAGAAAAUGGUUAAAUAUGAACUUUAGAAUAGAAAUGACUGAUGGACGAAUUCUUAUCGGAGUGUUUCUUUGUACGGAUCGAGAUGCUAAUGUUAUACUGGGUGCUUGUUCAGAGUAUUCAAAGAAUAGUGAUGGAGAGCCUGAAGAACCAAGAGUGCUAGGUCUGGUCAUGGUGCCUGGUAGGCAUAUAGUCUCAAUACAGAUAGAUGAUACAAAUCCACCCCAAAAAUAUUAUUAUGAGGAAUGAA